This is a messenger RNA of Amoebophrya sp. A120, 7769 nucleotides long. NCBI's taxonomy places the organism in Eukaryota, Dinophyceae, Syndiniales, Amoebophryaceae. The record is from the annotation of a GenBank genome assembly.
AGUGGAUUUCCGCAGCAGUGAACGACCAAUAUUGUAGUGUCAUCUUUUUCGACGAUCUUCAUCAAUGUUAAACAAUACCCACAAUCGAAUCACGACCAGGUUUCUUAGGACGCUCACGACCAGACAUUUGUAUUAUUUUAUUGGUCAGCUUUUUUUCCCUUAAUACUAAGAAAUCCUAACGCUCAUUUCAUCUGUGUUGUGUAAAAUUUUGAUGAAGUGAAGAAGGAGAUUGCUUGGUUAUAAGAGGAGCUGGCAAGAUCAAGGAAGACGGCGACUCUAACUCUGAUUGGAACCUGAUCGCCUUCGAAGCAAGAAGAAUUUGAUGUUGUUGUGAGACACUACUUAAAGAGUCAGCAUCUACGUGCAAACAUUGCAACAAGAACAGGGCAAGCGACUAGUAACCGGGACUGUGUCAUGAUCACCUCCGGCGGGCCGGGAUCCUCACAGCUUCACCUCAGCGGCGCGCGACUUUUCUUGUAAGCCAGAGACGGUUUCCCCCAAUUCCGUGUUUCAUCUCCGUGGCCUUUGUACUACGUGUUCAUCACUUAAAACAUCCUGGUUUUUAGCGAAAGUACCACAACCAAAAAAAUCAAGAUGGGCGGAAAGGCAAAACAGAAAAAUAAAAAGAAAGGAAACCAAGGCAAAAAGAAACAGACCAACGAGCAGCAAGAGAGUAAGAAUGCGAACAACGGCGCGAAGGAGCAAGAGGUACUAGACAGCGACUUCUCUGACGUCAACCUCUCAGAACAAGAUAAUGAGCAACAACUUCAUGGACGAAAACGAGUGGGGCAGCCCUCGUCUAGCAGCACCAACAAUGGAGAUGAAGCGCAAGCGGAUAAGAGCAUCAACAAGCAGAAAAAGAAGAAAAAUGCUGCCGGCAGCAAGCAGACGAGUGCGCCCGGAGGUGCUGCUGUGGAGCAGGUGGACGAAAUUGAUCUUGUCACCGGGGUAUGCAUUGCGAAUAUCGAUCUGGGUCUGGAAAGUAAAGAUGCGAACUUAAGUGGCAGUGGCUCUCUGCUAGAGACGCGAAUAAAAUCUGUCUCAUGCAUCCAGAGUUAGCAAAAGACGCCCAUUUGUGGUCGCGCUGAGAGCGGACGACUUCUCAUGCAAACAAAGCACCGCACGGCUGGGGCUGCCGCAGAAGUAAUAGUAAAGAACCACCUGUUAUACUUGUCCCUGCGCGCCACGCAAAAGUUACACUGGAUCGAUCUGCAAUCUACUUUCCGACUCGGACUACAUGUUUGCAUUUGAUACGGGGAGAUCGUAACAAAAACCUAUCGACGGGACAGCAACGGCUCGUCCGUACUGUCCUCGCAGAACGAGCUGCGCAGCGAGCGCGACCAGGGGGAGCCCGACAGCUCCGACUUCCAGUCGCAGCAAAGCUACGAACGAUCUGACUACGACCCAAACAGUGAGGAAGGGGGGCGGUACAGAGAGGAUCGAAGUUGCUCCCAGUCGGAAGAUGAUAUCCACUGCAAAAAGUGUGUCUGGGCUAGGGAGGAUCAUGCCACCAGGCUCGUGGUCGUGAUGCAGCUUUUGCAUAACCCAGUAGAUGAACAUAGAGAAAUUAGAUGCGAGCUGUACAACUAUUUUGCAUUUUAGACCUGCAUGAGAAAUGUAGUCAUCUUCAGGUGACCAGAAGGUGCCUGCUAAUAUCUCUGCCCAUACGCUGCAGAUCAUAUUAUUUGUGUCGACCUGCCACAGCAUCCUUACAAACUCGGGCUCUUAAUACAGAUGAUUCAGACACAUGAUUUGCAAUUCAUAGACGAGGAGGACUAUUCCGAUUCAGAUCGAUCGUCUCGCAGCGGGUCGUCUCGUAGCGGUUCGCAAUACACAAGCUCUAAGUGCUCUCACAGUGGGGACGAGGAUAACCCCAAAGCCUACAAGAAAGGGGGCUAUCACCCGGUAAUCAAUGAUUUCUCAUUUUUGCAUGAUCGUGAAGAAAUUUCGUCAUGAUUCGCGUGGUCGUUUCUGUUUCAAUAAUAUCCGCAUACGAACUUCUGUAGAAGGUCAUCUACACCGCAGAUUGACUGACAUGGAAAAGUAUCCUCGUCUACAAUUGUUAUUCGUAGAAAGAAGUGCGAACGCGAACCACAACUACGAAAUACAUAGGUUGUUCUUGGGCAGCAGUACGGGGGGCGGUACCGAAUCCUGAGCAAGUUGGGAGCAGGCGCCUUUUCCACCGUGUGGUUGUGUGCGGACGAACGAAACAGUGACGCGCUGGUGGCUAUGAAAAUUUGCAAAAGCAAAGCAUCGGUAUAGAUUUGAGAAAUUGAUAGAGCAGCUACAGCAGCGAGGCGUAUUUAUUAAUCACAGUCCUCACCCUUGUUUUAUUUUUACCGCAUGCCUUUUACAAAGUAUGAGCAACUGAGGACCACAUGAAGCGGAGGUCUGCUGCUGCUCUUGAAAGAAUUAAUAUAGAAUGAAUACUUACACACCAGGUCUGUGAGCAAGCCCUGGACGAUAUCCCCCAGAAAAAGACCGACAGGUCAUAUUUGUAAUGCAAAAAUAAAUAGACAAAAAAAUCUGUAUUGCAUGCCCUAAACAGGAUGCUAUGGCCUCGCCCAUGACAGAUUUUCCUGUGUAUUUAUUUUUGCAUUACAAAUAUGACCUGUCGGUCUUUUUCUGUGGGAUAGACGAAGUGAAGCUGCUGCGGUGCAUAAAUCCGCAGGACCAAGUCGCUGCUACGGAUCCAAUAUCAAGUGUAAAAAUGUCUGGGUCUGGAAGAAUGCGAACUUGUGAUGCGAAUUCCACUACACGCGCAAAUCUCUCAUGCAAAGGCAGCAAAAGGUUCCUAUUUCCUGUCACCAAAAACAGGGACUUGUCAUGCGGAUUAAGCAUUGCGGAACGUUCGCGAAAUCUGUGAUGCUAGGGCUUCCAUAACAGACCUUCUCUGUCAUGCAAAAACAACAUGACAAAAAUCUGCAUUCUUCCAGACCCAGACAUUUUUACACUUGAUAUCCAAAAUAUGAGGGCCGGCACUACUGCAUGCCGAUGCGUCACCAUUUUUGGCACGUUGGACCGAACGGAAAACACAUGUGCCUUAUCUUUGACCUGCUCGGCGAAAACCUUCUGGCGCUUGUGAAGCACACGGCUUAUCAGGGCUUGCCCCUCCCAUGGGUCCGAAAAAUUGCCCGCCAAGUCUUGCAGGUAUAUAUAUUUUUUCUUCCCAGUGCUUGUGCUGUCCGUCGGUGGAGACGAGCGGGAACGUCUUGUAGCGUCUCUUCACAUGGUGCACACGGUCGUGAAGUACGAAGCGCAUCGACGUCCCUUGUUCACUAUAUUUCCUCACUGAUCGAUAAUAUCGAUUGCAAUUCAUCUAUGCCUAUGCGUCUUCGACGCAUGAACCUGCAAUAUGUUGUUCUACUACCAGAAGUAGCCCACCCUACUUCUUUCCGAUAUUCAUUGAAUCCCUUGGCGCGCAAGAUCAUGAUGAAUGUGAAUCCCCUGUCAAUAUAAGUGAUUCUCGGCAACCUUCGGCUCCACCAGGAUCGUCGAAGAAUGAAGAUGAUGAAAACUAAAAAAAACAUCAUUAUCAUCUACUCUCGUAUUCAUUUAACAUUCACGACAGGCUUGCUGGCACAUGGAGAAGGUGGGCGUAAUUCACACGGAUAUCAAGCUAGAAAAUGUUUGCGUGCAUCGCCACGACAUGAAAGAAGUGAAAGAAGAAGCAUACGCCGUUCUGCGCUCGCUGAAACAGGCAGAGAAGCAGUACCAGGAUUACGAAUUGCGCAGGAAACAGCUCAACAGCGGGGAGGCCGGGAAAGAAAUGCCCACCAAGCUAACCAAAGCGCAGAAAAAAAAGAUGAACCAGAAAAAGAAAAAGAUUCUGGCCGAGACCGCCGGCGUCAACUUGGCGCACGCGGGAAGUGGAGCUGCACUCAGGGUACUGCUACUGCAAACAUUUUCGACAAACAGCUCUAGGUGGAUGAUUUUCGAAUAUUCUUAUUCUAGCCUCGCAGAACAGCUGUUAAUGAUGCACAGAUGAAAUCGAAAUAUUCUUUCUUGUGUCGCUGGGUACUAGCGCGAACAUGUUUAUUGAGCAGCUGUACAACCAGCGGCAUCUAGGAGCAGGAGGUAGAAUUGUGAUCUCGUUUUAAUAUCGCGUAGAUAGGCCGUGAAUAAAUCGAAAUAUUCCUCGCAGGGCCUUACCUAUUCUAUUGCAAAAGUAGCUGAAUAAUGUAUCUAUAUAUAAGGCUGCUAGACGUAGCCGAUUUCUUGUUACAAUUCUACUGCUAUAAAACACGACAAACAGAACAUUCACGAAAUUUCGCACCCCGACGUCCCUGAGGAGGAGAAAAUAGUACUGCCUGACCCGCCCGCGCGGCAGCGGACGCGGUUCGAAACCUUUGCACUCUCGGAUCUGCAGUGCGUUCUGUCCGACUUUGGAAAUGGGUGCUGGGUCGACAAACAUUUCACGGAGGAAAUCCAGACGCGACAGUACCGAGCUCCGGAAAUUCUGAUCGGUGCAGACUACGAUACCACCACCGACUUGUGGUCGUCGGCCUGCAUGUUUUUCGAGUUGCUCACCGGAGACUUCCUUUUCGACCCGAAGAGCACUGACAGUACCAUAAAUGAUAUCUUUUUAUUUUGCUAAUACCAAAUGCAGUAAAUAACCAGCCUGCGCUACAACUGUAGUACUGCUGAGUUGUCAAAAGCAAUUUGAGUGGGCCUUUGGAGUUUCUGAAUUGGCCGCCCUUCCGUGCGGCAUAACGUUAUCCACGACGGCACGGCGAGCCCACAAAAAGCAAAGCCUCGGCCAAGGCGACGAUCGGCAACGCAAGAAGACGGCAGUCACUUCACCACCCCCGCCGUGGCGGCAGCUAUAUUUCUCAUCUACCAAAAGUGAAGUAAUUAUACUAAAUGUAAAAACAACAGAAUGGUCAACCGACGAGGACCAGUUGGCGUUAAUGAUAGAGCUUCUUGGUGGUUUUCCGCCGAAAGAUUGGCUCGAUACAGGCGAAUACUCCGGGGACUUCUUUACAGAAAAUUGCAAGCACAUGCUGAACAUCAAAAAACUGCACUACUGGCCCCUGGAGAAAGUGCUGUCAGAGAAGUAUAUAAAUGGUUUCCUAAGUAAUUCUUUCAGCUGCUUUUACUGUUUUCAUCUUUAUGUGGAAGUAGAUGUAGUGACGCGACAACGUAUGAAUAAGUACUGCAUUUUAACGCUUGUAUCGAAAUAUAAUACAUACUUUUGUGUUUUUGCAUCUUUCACGCCUGCACGCAUAAUUGCUGAGAGUUUGAUUCUGUGGAGACGUCACGCAUGAGUGCAUCUUUUACUGCAAAGGCCUAAAAUUGUCCAACACUCAUUUCUAUGGAUUAUCUUCAUUAGAAUCAACAACCCGUCGAUAGGUAUAAAGUAGAACAAGAGGAGGCAGUGCUUUUUGCAGAUUUUCUGCUUUCUAUGCUACGCUGGCGACCCGCAGACCGAGUUUCGGCAAAAGAAGCUUUGGAGCACCCCUGGAUUUCGCGGGUGGACGAGAUCGAUGAGCACGACGAGUACAUGCCGGUCUAUUCGAGCGAAGACGAGCAAGACUAUGACGGUACUUCUGUAGAAGCAAGUGCUACUUAGAUGAUUUUUUAUCAUUCUCGACCCUGAAGUGUAUCAAGUGCGCGACUACGUGCAACAUUUUUGCAAAGGUGAAAAAACAAGCUCCUGAAAUUCAUUUUUUAUCUUAGCCGCAAAUUAAAAGAGUUGACUGUAGUUACAAGACGCGAGCACUUGGAUGAUGACACCAGAUGCAUAGACACGACAUGCGCAAGUUCUCAAAAAUUAUAAUUAUGCAGACGAAGAGGAAGACGACGAAGAUUCUGAGUACACCCAUUCUGGUUCCGACGAGCCGCAGGGCGAUGAGGAGCGCGAAGAGGAACAGUACAGCGAGGACGGGAGGCGGAAAGCGCGGUCGUGUCCGACGAACGUGCACCUAACGUUCAAAGAGGACCAGGACCGGCGGGUGGUAUGCGGAGAACACGGGCGGAUGUACCAAAAGGUGGGCCGCAGUAGAAACAAACGAAGGAGCCGCGGUUACCACUACGGGGACGAGCAAACGUCGCAGUCCAGUCCUGAGUAUGGAGGGAUGUCCUCCAACUACGCGGCCGGGUCGUACUACGCAGGUGGCUCGUCAAACAAUAACUUUGCGUGCAGUCGCCUCUCGUCUCACUCCACGUCGUCCGACUCAAGUUGCCACGAAUAUGUUGGUCCUUGCGGCAGCGGGAUGAACCUCCGUCUUGUCGACCACACACCCGGAAUGAUAUCUUCUCCCUCCGGCUCCGGAAGAACUGCUGGCGGCACAAGAACCGUGGCGGCAAUACGAACCAAGAUAAAAAACGAAAGGGAGCUGGGCAACCACCGCGAGGACUACGGAAGCAGUAAUGUGGCCAAGCGCAAGCGCGAGGAGAAGCAGAAACACAAAAUAGCAGACACUUGGCGAGACAAAAACGCCCUCCGGUUGGAAGUAGAUGACACCACGAUUACGGGUGAGCCACUCGAGGACAAUGACGCCGGUCGUGUGAGUGGCGCAGCACGAGCACCAGACGGGGAAAGGGGAGCUUCUUGGAGUGAAAAUCUUGAAACUUACCAGUCAGAGGCAUUCAGUGCAGGUGGCGUUUCCCCGGAACAGCAGAAAUAUGAAAAGGCAACAGCCAGCUCUGCGAAUUAUACUACAGGAAACCGAAGUAACACAAUGGACCCAUCAAACCAGCACCAACGAGCAGAGACGACGGGCGGUGGUGGGUCUUCGAUCGAGGCCCGCCGAGAUUCGUCGAUAGGCAGCAACCCACCGACACUGAACGACCAGCAUUACCGGGUAGAGGACGAGACUGGAGCACAAAGUGACGCACCUUAUGAUCUCUCAGAGGCAGACCUCGCGCUCGUGGGCCAUUCAGAGGCCGUUGCACCAGAGGCUUCCGGUGAGACCACUACGACCACCGCGGCCAUGGAUAAGCAUCCGCACUACAACACGAGAGCGACGACUCCUAUGGACGUAGACGAGGUCGAGGAGGAAAGCGCAGGUCCUCAGCAUCAGGCCUCUACGCGAGUUGCUGCACCGCCCGCCGGCAUGGUAAUACUGAAUAAAGAUCGACGGCCACCAGCAGCCCAGCUGGAUCUGCUAGAUACGUCAGCCAGCUACCCUGCUAGCCCAGACCGGCACGCCUAGCGGAUUCAGCGCCGUCUAAUGUGCAAUAGCAAAACCAAAAGCAUAAGCAAUGGCGAACAAAUUAUUAUAUUCAAGAUGAACUUCAACUCAAUUUUCAAGCAAUUGCGCGAUUUAGCACUUCGUCUAGACGUGCAACGGAAAAUGAAGGCGACCUCUUCCUGUUGAUUUUUAUAUUGCUGCGAAACGCGGAAUGACAAGUAUAUCCUACAGCAACCGGUACCCGGACCGCGAACCAGUAUGGCGUUGAUUCAUAUACACAUAAAUUUGACGACAGCACAAGACAUUGCGCUGCUUCUGUCCUCUCGCCUUUCCCGCCCCGGGAAGGAGAUGCGCGAGCGCGACCUUCUAUAGCUACGAAUGACUUCUUCGAUUAGCUUCGUUGUGAAUGCGAAGACUAUUGACAUCUCAUGAUCGCAUCAUGAUCCACACGAAUAAAAAAAACGCUCUGCAAUUAUGAAGAUCCUAAGUGUGUACACGAACAACCUCGACUACAUUGAUUUUUGAGUGGGGGCUGCUGCUCUAUGUAUCACGGAAGACGUAUCAUUAAGAAUCAGUCUGCUGGUCUUUGAGAAUACAGUUUAGUUUUGGUUUUUCCCUACGCAAUAAAGAACG